AUGAACCCAGAACAAAAAGAGAACGAAUAUGAAGGCAGUGUCUCUCCGAUGGAUACGACAGACGGCAGACCUUCUUCUGGUUACCAACAACCAGCUACACAACGACCUUUGACCAUGUCGUCAGGUACUUUACCUGUGGACUUUGCUUCAUUGACUCGAGAGCAGCUCUUGUACCAUUUGGACAGAAGUCAGCCACCGCUCAUCGCUGAUAGCUGCAUGACCAUACAAAGUGGUGACGAGAACGCCAACUUCUUCGACCGCGGACAUCCGUUGUACCCCCAAUUGGCCCCUGUCCGCGAUCCUGGCGAAGUCGGAGAAGACCAAAACCAGUAUACCACCAAUCCUGUCAUCGUCUUCAGCUCAUCGACUCUUGGAGGCAGUUUUCGGAAUUAUACUGAGGACGACUUUGGACAGCAAGGGAGUAGGACAACUGGCGGAGAAGGGGGCUCAAGAAGUCAAAAUGUCACCUUUGUGGACAAUGGGAACACUCAUCCUUCAAGAUCCAGGAGACCUACCCGAGCCGAGCUUAUGCGGCACUGUGCCGCGCUGACUAGAGAGAACGAGAGCCUGCUCAGCGAGCUCAAUGAAACUACUGAGAGGUUCCGAAAAAUAUCGCGCGAAGAUAUGGAGUUGCUUCAGCAGUCGGAGGCAAGGGAGCAAGCGUUGACGGAAGAGGUGGAGCAGCUGAAAAGUGAGAGGAGUGCGGCCAUGAUCCUCUCGCAACGUCUGCAACAUGACCCUGCGCAAUGA
Messenger RNA from Cryptococcus wingfieldii CBS 7118, 750 nucleotides. RefSeq lists its product as hypothetical. NCBI's taxonomy places the organism in Eukaryota, Fungi, Basidiomycota, Tremellomycetes, Tremellales, Cryptococcaceae. The record is from RefSeq and is a predicted model, not a curated record. The transcript has 3 exons. Bases 1 to 750 code for a protein of 249 amino acids.